GCGGCUUAAAGAAGGCCAGCGCUACCCACUUAAGUGAUACAAUGGUAGUUGUAUUGAACGGAUAUAAUGGAUGGACUGUUAGUUUCGCGAAUCAUGCCCUGAAGCUAGAUAAAGCUGCUGAUGCGAAUGCUAUUGUUUCUGCACUGGCUUCCAAUUUAAAUGCCGAGUGUUUGAAUCUCAGCGGAAAUACACUUGGGAUAGACGCAGCUAGACCUAUCGGUAUUGCUUUAGAAAAGAAUCGCUUCAUUAAGCGUUGCUUGUUUAACGAUCUAUUUACAGGUGAGGGCCCUUAUUGUCUGAAAAUGUAUAAAAUCAAAAUUGUGACGUGAAUAUUUUAAAAAAUUUCAGGUCUCAACUGUCAUCUCACGCUGUUUUUUAAUAAAGACCUACUGCUAGGAACUGGUCAUCUAAGUCUUUCUGUAGCCGAGGUUUGCGCGCUGAAUCAUCUGUUUUUAAGACCGCACUUGUAUGUUGUAGAAUUCGAUAUUUAUGCGAAAUGCCCAAUCCAGUAAUGUAAAACAAAAGGAAAAGCUUUAGCUUUGUGCCGAUCAAGUUGAUUAGACUAUGUGUUAUUACUUACAGUCACUUUAGGAACGAUUACUAUGCUAGCCAACGUAUGAUGUUCAGUGAAAGGCAAGUCACUCGAUAAGGUUGGUGUUGGCAAAUGUCAGUUUAUAUCUUAAUGACGUAGGACAGAAAUUUAAAUAGGAUUGUUCUGACAAAGGCCGUUUCAAUUUUUCUGAGCAGUAGCUUGGAGAUUAAAGCACUCGACUCUCAAGGGUCGUCCCAAACUAUUCACUUCAAUGGCACGUGAAAGUAUACACCUUGUACAUUUCUAUCAUUCACUAAACUAAAUGUGUGUUUUUCAUAUUUGGACAUUUCCUGAUAAAUCGUCUUAAGUCCGUAGUAUUGGUUUUUCCUCCGUUUUCUUAAAUGUGGCUCGAAAUCAGUCUCGUUGGCCUAGAUAUAUUCAUAUUUUAAUUAUUACUUUGGGUAUUGUGUUCAAAUAUUACUUCACUCAUCUUUUCGCUGAAUAUAUCUCUUUAAAAACCGUACUUGAGCUUGGUCGACAAUGCUAUUAUUCCAAUUUAUUUGGUAUUAGUCGUGUUAAUUUCAUCCCACCAUGCUGAUGCAGUUUGGCAACUUAAACCGAUUCAUAUUUUUGUCAGAUCCUGUGUUAUGAAUAACUAGCUGAUUGUCAUUCCUAAAACUUAUCAAAGUUGCUGGAUACAGCGAAAAACGCUGUAAUUCAUUAUUUGGAGUACUGAAUACUGGGACGUAGAUUACUAAACUAAAUAACAUAAGAGUAUGGGCUCAUUCUUCUAACCAUUGUGGUACACAUGCAUACAAAAAUCUGCCAAUCUAACUAGUUUAGUUGUUCGUCUUAACGAGCUUGCAUAUCUGCUCUUGCUACCUUAGAUGUUUUUAUCCCCUACAUGUAAAGGAGCUAGAUACUUACAACAAUUAGUCAGUUAGUCAGUCAGUAACAACCUACAGAUCGAUUUAUUCCAAUCGCCUAUGACAUUUUGUUAUAUUUCUUUUGUGUCACCAUUUUCUUGUUAAGGAAUGUUAGGAGAUUAAAUUAUUGUCUUACAAUACGCAGAUAAGGUAGUUAUGUUUCGUGAAGGCACCGCGAAAAUGUGGCCUCCUAAUCGCCUCGAGCGGCAAUGCAAGCAUUUUUAAAGUCCAACUUUCUCCCUUUGAAUGCAAAAUGUAGCUCCAAAACUUUCAUUCUUCAACGGCGUCACUAAUAAUUGUGUGUAUAGUUAUCGCGUCAACCAGUUUGCUUAUCUUUAGAGUCUUGUCAGUACUGGUGAGUUUGUAACCAAUAAAAUCUCGACACGGACACAGAAAGCUCAGUCGGAUUUUACCAAAUUGUGACGUUGAUGUGGGUCCGUAUAGAAACCAAAGGACAAGUUUGUCUAUGUGGAUAAAACAGAGUCUAAAGAUAGAGAAUGUCCGUCUUUCAUCUUAACAGAAUUCUCCAAUCAGCUCUAUCAUGAACACUCCUUUCCAGUUGCUUCCAGCUGCUGUUCAUUCUUUUCAUGUCUGCUUCCAACUAUGUACGCAGUGUGCCCUUUGGCCUUCCAAGUUUCCGUUUCCCUUCAGGAUUCUAAAUCGGUGCUUGCUUCGUGAUGCAGUUUGGCCAUUUCCUCAAUGUGUGUCCUAUCCACUUCCAACGUCGUUCCCUAAUGUCCUCUUCCGUUGGAAGCUGGUUUGUUCUCUUCCACAGUAGGGUUGUUGCUGAUGAUAUCUGACCAACAGACACUGAGUAUCUUGUGUAGACAAUUGUUUAUAAAUACUUGUACCCUUUUGAUGAUGGUUGUAGUAGUUCUGGAAGUUUCAUCUCCAUACAGUAGAACCGUCUUGACGUUUGUAUUGAGGAUUCUGACUUUGAUAUUGGUUGACAGUUGAUUUGAGUUUAAUAUGUUCACUGGCAGUAGCGAUGUGGCCCUUGCUUUGCCGAUCCUUUCCUUCACAUCUGCAUCAGAUCCUUCUUGUUUAUUGAUGAUGCUGUCCAGGUAGGUACGUGAAAGCUCCCAACCCUAGUGGAGCUUUCUCACCAAGUGUGAUUUGGUUGGUGCUGUUCCAGUUGCAUUUGAGGAUCUUGGUUUUUCCUUUGUGCAUAUUAAGACCUGCUAGUGCACAGAUCUCUACUACACUGAUUGUCUUGACCUGCAUUUGUUGGUGUGUGUGGGAUGGAAGAGCUAUGUCAUCUGCGUAGUCCAAAUUAUCUAGAUGCAUUCAAGUUGUCCAUUGCAUUGUGUGCUUCCUCUGAGAUGUGGAGGUCUUCAUAAUCCAGCCGACCAGUAGAUGAAGUAGGAAGGGCGAGAGUAAGUAACCCUGUCUGACUCCGAUCUUCGCUUGAGAUGCAUCUGUCAGCCUUACUCCAUUCACGACUUUGAGGUGUUGUCCGUCGUAUGGAUUCCGGAUGAUGUCGACGAUUUUCUCAUCUACUCACUUUAUAGUAUCGAAGAAGAUUCCAUAAGGUUCUCAUAUCCACACUGUCAAACGCCUUAUAAUCAAGGAAGUUGAUGUACGGUGACGAGUUCCAUGCAAUCGGUUGUUCAACGAUGAUCCGUGAUGUCACGACUUAGUUUGUGCACGACCGAUAGAGAUUUACAUCCAACAUGUAAUACAAAGAGAAUGUCACUAAUGGUUUACGUGGCAUUAACUAAUCAAAAUGGCAUGGCUCGUCUAUGCCGGAGUGGUCACUCUAUAUAACCUAUUGCUUUUUGAAUUAAAUAAAUUACUCUUCGCCGAUCCUAAAUGUGAUCUUCAGAAGUGCUUAACGUCACAUUGUCACGAUAGGACUCUUCAGUGUAGAAUAUGAUGUGACCUCCAUGUAAGGUAUUGUGGCUUAGAUAAUCACAUGACAAAUCUGUAACUUGGAACCUGUUGCUGAGACCUAUCUUGAAUUCGUUGAGUUUGUCAGUAUCUCUAAGGAAAAUCGUGCUGAACCUUUGUAAUAUUGUUUCUCUAGUUGUACAGUGUUUCUUUAGUUUCAGUUCCAUCUUGGCCACAACCAGGUGGUGAUCUGAAGCUGUCAGCUCCUCUCUUUGUUCUCACGUCCUCCAUUGACCUUCUGAAUUUUUUUAGUGAUGCGAAUAUGAUCGACCUGGUUCUGUGUAGUGUGAUCCGGUGAGACCCACGUAGCUUUGUGUAUGUUAGUGGCGGAGUGUAGUAAUGCCACCUAUCACCAUUUUGUUGAAUACACAUGAAUUUACAAAUCUGUCAGCAUUCUCGUUCCUUUCUCCCAGUCGGUCAAUGUCGUGCCAUGAUAGCUUCAUACUCGGUGUUGUCCAUUCCGACGUCGGCAUCUAGGUCUCCCCAUCAGGAUGGUCAGGUCCCUUCCUGAACAUUUCGCUAUGAUCAUUUUCUGCCUCUCAUAAAACUGAUCUUUAUCGUCUUCAUUGCUAUUAUUGGUGGGUGCAUAGCACUGGAUGACAUUGUGAUUCCUUCCUUCUUUGUCUUAAAGGAUGCUCUGACGAUUCUGGAUUCAUGAGAUUCGCAUCCCGUAAGUGAUCUUUGUGCUUCUUUGAAUAGUAUCAGUUCAACUCCUUGCGCAUAGGAGACGUUUUCUUCCUCAUGAUUAGAGUGCAACAUCAUCUCUCCCGAAUCUAAUCUUUUCAGUGCAGCUUGGAUUUAGUGGGUCUCAUUUAUUUCUUUCACCACCAGGUUAUGUUUCCUCAUUUUCCCAGCUAAUUGACUGAUCCUCCCAGCCUCCCACAUUGUUCAGACAUUCUAUUUACUUAUAUUAAUUACUCUGGUUGUUAGAAGGGAUCCAAGUCUUGUGACUUCUGAGAGAUGUCGACUUUCACUAUGAGGUUUCAUAACUCUUUCACAUGAAGAUUUUUUACCUGCUGACUUGAAGUUUAAAUGGUUUAAAUGAUUUUUUUCCUGGUUAGUGUUCUUUAACAAUGUUGUGAAGAUUGGUGAGUCAGUGUGCUAUGGUAACUUAAAGCCGAGAACAUGUGAGGUACUAUGCUGCAUAUUAUUGACUGACUGAUGCCAGUUUUCUACGCAAAAAAUCAAACCGUGGUCUUGGUCAACAAAAACUCCAUACAAACUGGACCUCUCACUCUAGUUAGUGGAUAGGAAAAAGAAGAUUGGACAGUCUUGUUCACCAUAUUAGAGUUGAAGUUGCAAAGGUACUGCUUAGUCCAUGAACGUAUCACUAAUACUCAAGUAAUCCCUGUUUCACCAGUCACUUUUUUGGCAAGAUUCUCUUAAAUUUUAAUUAAUAAGUAGUAAAUUCUUGAAAAAUGAUUACAUCAAAAGCAACAGCUCUUCACUCACCGAUUAUUACCUCCAAGUCAAAAAACAGGAAAGUUGAUAUAGAUGGGAAAUUGUACCAAAUUCUCAAGUCACUAUCUAUCAACCGAGGUUAAAACCACAUUCUUGUGUUCAACAACUAUAAGUAUCACUAAUUAGUAUUGUUGACUAUGUGUGGCGCAUACAUAUUUGGUGCCCCCUUGUACCAAUAUUUAUGUGUUCAGGUAAAUAAUUAAUAAAUAAAUAAUAAUUGUAGACUAUUUCUUGUGACCAACAACUAAUUCCAGUGGAAAUAUAGUGAAUAUAUUUAAAUACGUAGUAAUUAUGACAUCCGUAUAUCUUAACAAAUUUUAAAAGUAACUUUCGUUACAGUUCUCCAUGUAAAUAUCACUAUUACCAUUCAUUUUGACAAUUUUAAAUAAAUGUAACGUUGUAUAUUUUGUUUAUGAUAUAAGUAACAUGUUUUUGUACGUAAUCAAUAGAAAAUUUAAUCUCCAACAUGUAACCACUCUGAGUCUCUUUUUAAAAGAAUAAACAACUUUUAUUAUUUAAGGUUUCUCCUAAUAAUUAUUAUAACAAAUUGAACCAACUUAUCAAUGAAUAAAAGCGAGUUUAAGCAUAGCGCUUUUGUUAUUUGUUGCGAAAAUUAGACAGACAUCAACAAGGAGCCCGGUACACAUCUACGUUGACCCGAGUUGCCAUAUCACAAUAGCACGUCGAGAUGGAAAUAACCUUUAGUUUACUUACUCAAACUCUUGUUCCACAGCCGUUAGUAAAACAAAGGGGGUUGCUGCGCGGUAUACGUCCUUCGUGUGGAAGACGACCAUCUUGUGAAAAUAACUGUGUGUAGGAUGAUCCCCACAUAUUGUAGUGUAUUUGUGAGUUAAUCUGUACCAUGCUUUGAUUGCUUUAUGUGUGAUAUUUUGGAUACAAAUUCCAGGUUAGUAAGAUAAUGAAACAUUCCUUCUCAUUUUGCCUAAUAGUAUUCAGCACAAAGCACUUUAACUGCUCAUCAUUGCUUAUAGGUGAAUAAAUAUUUUCGAAUGGUUCGAUUUUUUAACGUGGUUAGUUAUUUAUUAUGGCGUGCACAGCUGUUGUUGAUUUAGUCGGUAGAUCUCCAAUCUCGUCAAGCACAUAUUAAGGUCCUCUUAUAUAGUAUAGGUUCCCUUCAACACGAAUUAGGAUUUUACGAGAUAACUCUUCAAAAUAGAAUUUAUCCCAACUCCUGUAGUCAGUAUUGCUUUGGAAUAAAUGAAAAUUCAGUUUUCUUCCUGUAUGAUGUCCUUAUAUGCAAUCUUUCUUUAUAUAUUAGUACCUUUGAAGUAACUACUAUGAAUUUGGUGGUCAUCUUGUUGUGCUAAUGAGGUGUGGGAACGUGGAUCGAUGUGUAUAUGUACCUGAUCCUACGUUAUAACUGAUUGAUUGAUUUACUGUUUUUGAAGUGAUUUUUAAUUCAAUAAGAAAGAUUGGUUAGGCAGUUAUUAUUAUUUAUUAUUUAUUUGAACACAAAUAUUGGUACAAGAGGGCACCAAAUAUAUAUGCGCCACACCAUAUUUGUGUGUGUGUGGGCUGUGAUACUGCCCCGGUGCCCAGGCCGAAGCAGAUGGUUUUCUUAGGGGGCCACACCCCAAGCCUUUGACGUAAAGGUCUGAUCCACAAGGCAGUGGAGCAUCGUGAGGAGAUGCAGUCCCAUGGUAGCCGGUGACCAAAAAUUGGUUCAUACGUCAUUUGUUCCUUCAGGAUACUGAAGCCCACGUGCACUAUUGGUUUGGGAUCCAGUUAGAGCGCCGGACAUUCGCUUCGCUUUUCGUCCUCUCAUUUUCGUAAACAACAGUAGUGCCACGAGAAGGCGGUGAAUAGGACUUCUGGCAGAGGCUGUAUACGCGUGGCCAUGUGAGAGCAUUUUGAGAGGGAGGGAGGGCCCACCCCACUCUCGGCCAUACCAGGGCAUUUGGAGGCCGUAUUGUUCUGCAAUUCUUUUUACUUCUAUUGUAUCUUGACGUUGUUGUUAAACUAAAGUUUCGACUUUUCAAUAAAUAUUAAAGCUUUGCGUUAUAGGACAUAUUCAUUAAUGACCAUUAGAAAGUCAAUUGUAAUACAAGAUGUUUGAUUUAUUCUUUUUAUACAUCUGGAAAUUCUUUAAAGCUCGUUUAAGGACAUUGAAAGCACUGUAUGCUGGGGUAAAUGAAAUCGAAAAAAAGUUUAUCGACACCCUUAAAACUGUUUCGAAGUUGAGCAACGACAUUAACUCUUCCUUUUAGACCUAUAUGCCGUACUACCGUGUAUUGGUCUUUUGUUACUACGAUAUUGCUUGAAAAAAGUAACCUAUUUAUCAAUUCAAGUUAAUGUAUUUAGAUUUAACUUAUAUUUUGUCCACUGAAGUACUUUAACCAGUGAACUACUUUUCCUUAUUGUUUAAGGGUCACUUGAUGAUUUAAGUACUUGGCAUUGAACCAGUAAGUUGCAGCUCCAAACUCUCCAUCACCUAUAUCGAUUUCAGCAUCUGAAUAGUAUCACUAACCGUCUAGCGUUAUGUGGACACAUUCUAUGUUGCUUCACUCGCUUGAAAAUCGGUCUUGAUGAAUGAUUACCUAAAGAACGCCACAUUAUGUUUUGGGGCACCCUAGUGGUAUACAAUCCUUACACAAAUUAAAACAAUCGGAAAUAUAGAUUACCAACUACUUACGUUAUAAAUACUUGUUCAAAAACCUUCAUUUUAUGGUUUGAAAUAAGCUCAUUUUAUAUCGCUUUAUUUUCAUAUGGUUUAGAGCAUUUUACAACUUUAUUAUAAUCUUUAUGUCAUUGAACAACUUAUCUGUAUUGGAAGUUCUCUGUCUAGACAGUUUUAGGCCAUUUAGAUGAUUGCUUAUGAAAACUCAUAUCCCAAUCUAAUUUCUGACCUGUCUAUUCUAAAAGAAUUUUUACAGUCAGAAUUUAUUUAAAGGUUUGCACCUUCAUGCAGUUCGGACAAUGAGUAGGUUUUGUUAAAAACAUAAUCUAGCUGCUGAUAUAUACCGUGUCUCUGAAGUCGAAGGCCCAGUAAAGUACUGCAAAUUCGUUCUCCAUUAGUUGGUUUCAGUGUCGUGUUUCAUGUUCAUCUACCGUAGAACCGUGUAACCGUGAUACAGCCUUUCUGAGCUAAGGUUCUACGCAUUUGAUCAUCAUUGUGUACAAAAGAUUGUUCAGGUUUCCCAGCAACACGAUGUAUUUUUGGUGUUCUCUUAAUACCAGUUCAUCCAUGCUGUAGACAAAUGUUCUAUCAGGGAUGUUAUGUCAAAAUAUCGGGUUCGAAAGUUUUGAUACGCUAUUCACAGAAAAUCCCGGCAACUUCUAUACCAAGCACUAACUGCUAACAACUAGGUUUAGAAGACAGAAACAAUCAGUUUAUGAUACGGUUGUCAGCAGUCGAAGGACAGUUAUGAUAACAGACCAAGAACUUAUUUCUGUAAACCUGCUCAGUUUCAGUCCCCCUUUUUCGUUGUUGUGUUUCAUCGCGUUUUAAAAUUCUUCCUUUCUUUUCACAUAUUGUAAUUUAUUUAUUCAUGAAACUUUAAAAGUCUACUUGUAUUGUGCUACAUUUAGGUCGCCUUAAGUCUGAAAUAGCACCAGCACUAAAGUAUUUGAGUAAUGGUCUUAUGGCUUCUAAGUCUCAAAUAAUUGAAUUGGAUCUCAGUGACAACGCUUUCGGUCCAAAUGGGAUUGUUGGUAUAACUGAUUUACUGGCGAGCAAUACUUGUCACACGCUUGAGGUACUGCGAAUGAACAACCAGGGUCUUGGGCAUGAAGGAUGUCGAUAUCUUGCAGAGGCCUUAGAAAAAGGACGAUGUUUGUCAAAGAAUCAAGGACUACUACUAAAAAUAUUUUCUGGAGGAAGAAAUCGUUUAGAAAAUGUCGGAGCUCAAAUGCUUUCCAAGGUUUUCUGUGAUAUGGGGUCCUUAGAAGAGCUUUCUCUGUAUCAAAAUGGAAUUGGAAUUCAUGGGGUAGACGGUAUUUUGUCAUUGGUGAAAAUAAUCAAAUCUAAUCCAAAUUUACGAGUGUUAAAUUUGUCGGACAAUUCACUUACUCCACGUGGUGCCGAAGCAAUUGCACGUGUCCUACCUUCAGUAGUCAAUCUAGAGGAACUUUAUUUGAGCGAUUGUAUACUCCGAUCAACUGGUGUAAAGGCACUUGCUUCCGCUUUUGAAGAUCCUGACAUCACUCCCAAUUUAAGAGUUUUGAAUCUAACUGGAAACGAAAUCAAACUGUCUGCUGGGAUUAAUUUAAUUCUAUCCUUGGGCAAUAAAUCCCAUUUAGAAUUACUAGACUUGAAUGCUAAUGAAUUCGGUCGCUCUGGUGUUCGAUCAAUAAUUCAAACGCUUGAUUCAGUCGGACUUUUGCACACAUUACCCAAUCCAAACGACAAAGAAGAUUCAUCAAAUAAAUCAGUUACAGAGGAAUCCUAUUUAUGGGCAUUUGACGAAGAUCAAGGUUCAGAUCAAGAGGACGAAGAUGAUGAAACCAACGAAGGAGAGGGGGAAGAGGAUGAUAAUGAAAAUGCAGAAGAUGAUGAUUCUAGAAGAAGUCAAUAUGGAGAUGAUGAUGAUGAACGAGAAAAUCAUACUGAUAUAACUUCAGACCAAAAGGAGAGUUCAGGCGUUAAUUUCAGUUUUCGUGAGGCAUUUUCAAAAAUUGGAACUAUUGGUGGUGGUUGUUUAACCCCACAAAAUGAAAAUAUCCAAAUAAAUAAACCUGGACCUUUUGGUAAACAAUCAUUUGGUUUAUUUUCUGGAAUUUCACCUCAAAACACUGAUACAACAGAUGCCGGUGUGAUUCGUUCAAAACUAUGGCCUUCUUCAGGUUUAGGCAAUUUAUUCAAUUUUGGUGAUAAUGCAAACGCAAAAAGAAAUCUAUUUUCUCCACCAAUUCUAUCGAAUAAGGCUGUUGGUCAAGUUGUUGAUGAAAAGAAAUUAGAUGAGGAUAAACUUAGACAACUUUUAAACGAUGCACUUUGUAAUCCAAAACAAGAAAUGAGUAGAAAUCGUUUGAUCGGUGAGUUAGUUAUUUGGUUACUAUUUCAUUAAUUAGUAUUUAGAUGAGUACAAAACUCAUCCAGCGCUCCUGCAUUUUCAUUUGGUUUCUUAGAUGAUUCAAAGUCGUAACGAAAAAAUGUUGAUAAUUCAGGAGUUAUAGCAGGAAAUGUUUCAACAGGGAUGGCUAAAACAAAUCAUGACUCCUUGUUUGUAGUGUGUUAAAUAUUUGAAAUCGACGUUUGAAACUGUGAGCGGUAUUCAUGCUAAACUCAUCUCCUCAAUAAUACAUUCACUGUGAUUUCUUUUCAAAGUACAAGACCAUUGUCUUCAGACAAAGAAAAGCAAUUUAGUAUUCAUUACAGUUGUCUAUCAAUUUAAGAUGCUUUACUUUAUGUAUUAGUAAACUGAGAUAAAUCUACUCAAAUCUUCUUUCAAUGAUCCUCCUAGCCGUUACCUGGUGAAGACACACUCUAUGUACCAUGUAUUCCGUUUUUAGUAAGUUUUUCGGGUAUAUCACCUACAGUACUGAUAUUGUAGUGAACCAAAACUCAGGUACAGUAGACCAACUUAUUGUUUCAUGCAAAAUUACAGUCUUUGUAAAAUAUGAAAAUCAUACAUUAGGUAAAUCGUUUGCAUAUCUUCCUUGAGUUAUCCCGUGCAUACUCCAUCAUUCUUUUAAUUCUGUUGUUAUUCUGAUCGCUCUCUGUUUUCCUUCCUGUUCUCUUCAAUUCAAUCCUAUGCAGACUUUCUUGGAUCUACUGAAUACUUUAAACAACCACCGAUACAUCCUAUUAUAAUGUUAUGCUCACAAACAGCUUCACCAGAGAAUAUAGUUCGUUUAAGUUUAGCAUUAUCACGUAGUGUUAUAUGUCAAACAAAUUCUGUUUCUGGUGCAAUUAUGCAAUUGGCUAUUGGUUUAUUAGCUUCAGUAUUUACAGAUGUUUAUAAAAAGAAUAGAGAUAAUCAUCGUAUUAGUUGUGCAAUCAAUUGUCUUCUUGUUUAUUUAGGUGCUAUUAAACCGGAAAAAGAUAGUGACGAUUGGGUGGAUUGUUCAUUGACGACUACUACUAAUAAUAAUAAUAGUGUAAAAUUUAAUAUACAGCAUUAUUUACGAUUGACUAAAACAUUGAUCGAUUAUUUCGGACCACAAUUAAUACCAAGUGUAUGUAAUUGUUUAACGGUACUUUUAUCGGAACAACGUAAAAAAGAAAUGCAUUCAGAAUCAUCUUCUAGUCAUGAUAUUCACACAUUGGAUGGUAUUCAUUUACGUGAUGAUAUUAUUAAUUCAUUAGAGAAACAAAUGACUUCAAUGAAUUUGAAGUGUUCAAAAUGAAGAAGAGAAAAUUUUUUUUUUAAAAAAAGAACAACUCAGAAAAGACAAUGAAGAAUUCUUCUUUAUUCUUUGCAUUUCUAACUAGUUUUUAUAUAUAUAGAUUAUGUAUUGAAUUCAAUAGAGAGAUUAAGUAUUAUAGAGUUUAAUGUGAAGAGAACAAAUGAGAUAUAAUUCCUGAUUGUGUAUUUACAUCUACGAGAAAGAAUUACAGUAUAGAACAUUGUAAAAAGAGAUAGUGUAAUAUUGUACAUAAAAUUAAAGUUAAAUAACAAUUCAGUAUUUGUUGUUGUUUAUGCUUACUGUUAUUAAUAUUAUUAUUUUCCUAUCAAUCAAUCAAUCUUCCCUCGAUAAACUGUCAUUGUUUCUGUAAUGAAUUUAUGUAGUCUGAAUAAAUAAUUGUGAUUGUGUUAUUCAUUAUUGUUUUCCAUAUAUUGUGUAAUGGGCACAGUAUGCACAUAUGCCAAUAACAGACUGAUCAAUUGCAUUCUUAAACCUCAAUGGGAAGAUACAAGCCAAACAAUACAAAGUGAAUUCAAAUUCGC
This is a messenger RNA of Schistosoma haematobium, 11660 nucleotides long. Its product is annotated as Ran GTPase-activating protein 1, variant 3. The record is from RefSeq and is a predicted model, not a curated record. Gene Ontology annotation, molecular function: small GTPase binding; GTPase activator activity. The transcript is spliced from 7 exons. Gene Ontology annotation, biological process: nucleocytoplasmic transport; activation of GTPase activity. The coding region runs from base 8412 to 9836 and encodes 474 amino acids. Gene Ontology annotation, cellular component: nucleus; perinuclear region of cytoplasm; cytosol. Lineage: Eukaryota; Metazoa; Platyhelminthes; Trematoda; Strigeidida; Schistosomatidae.